Molecule: messenger RNA, 885 nt
Organism: Uncinocarpus reesii 1704
Lineage: Eukaryota; Fungi; Ascomycota; Eurotiomycetes; Onygenales; Onygenaceae
Exons: 3
Coding region: 1-885 (294 amino acids)
Source: RefSeq, a predicted model, not a curated record
AUGAAGACGCUUCUUGCGUUUUGGCUUCUGACCGUCCUCGCGGCAGCAAUUGAGCCUCAUAUGGUGGAGCAAAGUGAUCCUUCCGCCAUAAUCCCCGACAACGAGAGCCUACCAUUGGAACCGGUGAUUGCGUGUUGGAACUCGCUUGACUGUUCAAUGGGGCAAAUCGAAGCGAUGAAAAUGAAAGAUCGCCUAGCGUUUCUGCAGUUCAUGGCGAGAUGGAAGCUUGGUCCGCUGGUGUCUGUCAACCAGUUCAGAGCAGUUGAGGGUACCAUGGACUUUUUCAUCAGAAAAAGUAUAGGGGGUCAGAAGACCUGGAUGUCUUAUGUCAAUGCCGCCGUCGUGGAAGCCAUCCAGCGUGGCGCGGCGAUUUCGUUGGAUGAGUCCCAAAAUACAGGCGGUAAUCCAGCCGCAUUGAAAUGGGCAGACUAUUUCGACCAGCGGAAAGCAGGAAAAUUAAUGGAUCGUGACACGCAUGAUCGUGCCUGGGCGCUUGCGGAGCAAACUGCGGUCGAAUACGGCAUCCGAGUUGCCGACUCCAAACCUGACAUCCAAGCACCAACUCUGAGGGAGCAACGAUGGCAGUACUCCACAAAGAUCUACCGAAUGUUGAUGCAAUACCGUCGAACGCUUCUUUGGCUUAUCAAAACUGCUUUCACUUUCACCAACCCCAGCUUGCCAAUGGCCUCGGAAGCUUUCAUGGACUGGUUCACAGACGUAACAGAUGCAAGUUCAACUGGAUUCUUGGCAGAUGUUGUCUGGCGACUGUGCGCGCUAGGUCUAUCUUGGGACGGCGAGGAGCCAAUUCAAGAAGGUCAAGCAAUAUUUGAGUUGGCCACGGAUUUUUGGGAAGAGUUCCAGAUGAGCAAGCAUCUGAAUUAUUAG